Messenger RNA from Esox lucius (northern pike), 2275 nucleotides. RefSeq names its product plasmalemma vesicle associated protein b (gene plvapb). The transcript has 6 exons. The coding region runs from base 451 to 1722 and encodes 423 amino acids. NCBI's taxonomy places the organism in Eukaryota, Metazoa, Chordata, Actinopteri, Esociformes, Esocidae. The record is from RefSeq and is a predicted model, not a curated record. Gene Ontology annotation, cellular component: caveola. Gene Ontology annotation, biological process: positive regulation of cellular extravasation; regulation of vascular permeability.
CGUGAUGUUCAGAUGUUCUAUGUGAAGGCUGUCCCUGACAGUUGGAGAAUAGCUAAACAGUGCCAACAACGUGAACACUCUCCCAGACCUCCCUGCUGACUGCAGCACAAUGUUCUAACCUCUGGAGCGUAGGCUGGCUGGGCUGGACUGCCCAGAGGCCAGAGGAGGGCCAGGAAGGAGUCACAGCGUAGGAAGUGUGCCUUAGCGUUUAUAAACAUGGCCCUCAGGGUUAACCUAUACAUCUAUACAGGACAACUAUGUCUCUAAGUUAGUCAGACUUUAAGUGGAUUAAUGUUUGCUGAGAAAUUGCAUUUUUUGAUAUUUUUUUAGAUGCUCCAGUAUUUUUUGAGGAAGCACAUAUUUAACUUUGGAAGGCGGGUAACCACAUAAACUAAGGAGACUUUGUACUCAUCAGUACCUUAAUUUUGACCACUACAGCAUCGAGCAGAGAUGUACAGCAGCAACAGUUACUCGCAAACCAAGUUUGGCCUGGAGGCCAGGGACAUCCACAAGCACAAGGGCAAGAGCUGUGGCUACUACAUGAGAAUCGUCUUUUUCUUCUCUUCUCUGAUCCAGUCUCUCAUAAUCAUGAGUCUGGUGCUGUUCCUGGUGUACGGGCAGCCAGAGAAGUCGGCUGAGGAGAAGAGGGUGGAGGAGUUGGAGCAGAGCUUGAACAGGAUCAGUGAGAACAACAUCAACCUGAGGAAGAGUAAGGUUGACCUGGAAGCAGCGCUAGGGGCCAGGACGGCUGAGAAGACUGCCCUGGAGGGAGAGUUGGCCACAUUGAAGAAGACCUCUGGGGAGCAGAUGAAAGCAAAACUGAGCCAGUGUGAAACAGAAAAGCAGAAAUUACAAAUGAUUCGUCCUACCCCUGUCAAGUGUACAACCACCCCUGUCGCUGCUAAUGCUGAGCUAAAAGCCCUCCAGAGUUUGAACUCCCAGCACGUGGCUAUGAUCCAACUGAUUGAAGCCAACUUCACGCAGACUGUGCAUUACAUCCGCAUCGAGAGGGACAAUGCCAUCAAGGACCGCGAUGCCCACCACUUAGAGUCCAUCAGUCUUCGCAGGGAGAACACCAACUUGAAGGAACAGCUUACCCUCUACACCAAGAAGUGUAAGGAGGACUUUGCCAAAUCUCUGGAGGGGAUCCAGACGGUCACCAGUAACUUCCUGGUGCGUAUCGAAAAACUGUUCCCCCACACCAUGACCUUCCACCUGACUUGUGAGAAGCAGUCAGAACAAAUGGAGGUCAUCAGGAACAGCUGCUCUAGCCUGUCUAAAGAGGUGGAAGAAAAGUUCCAGCAAUACCUGGACAACGUGGGGAUGAAGGUGGCUGACAUUCAAGCCCUGUCCAGUCGCUUGGAGGUCCAGAACAGCUAUCUAACCACUGACAUCCAGGAGUGUCAACACAACCGCAGCGCGGCGGCGACGGAGGCCAGCAGGCUGCUGCUGGAGAUACGUGAGAACCACGACAAGCAGGUGGAGACCCUGCUGAAGGAGCAGAACCAGCUGAGGGAAGAGAAGUCUCUGCAGGGAAAGAGACUGGUUCUGAAGGAGGCUGAGCUCAGCACACUCAAAGAGAAAGUAGAGUCUCUCACCACCAGCGCGGCCAACUGUAACACUAAGGUCGCCGGCCCAAAGCCUGCUGGACUAAUGGCGCCUGUGAAGGGGAACCUAUCUGUUGGAUCGCCUGGCCUCAGCAAACCCCCCAUGGUGAGGUGAGGAGGGAUGUGAGGAAAAUGCCCACUCACAACAAGCUUAUCUGGACCAUGGCUGAGUGAGGAAAUUAAAGGAUUUCCUAAUAUGGUCCCAGGAGAAUUGGGUGUCAUGCCUUCUAAAUGAGCAGUGAGCUCCUAGACUUUUUAAUUUCAAUGUGUACAUACUACAGACAUUAAUGGUUGUAUCCAAAAUGUAUAUAAAAUACAAAUCCCUGAAAAUGGUCUGCCUUUUUAAGUUAACUUAAAAAGAGUGGAAUGUGGAAUAUCAAUUUAUGUUGAUUCAGUGCAUUUAUUCCAUAAAUUAGGAUGGAAUUCAGUGUACUACCAAAAGCCUUUGUGUUCUGUUUCAACGUAAUGCUCAGGUAAAAAGAAAUACAUUUGUUACAUAAUCACUUUCAAUUUAAGUUGUCAUAAGAUAUGCUUAUCAAUGUGUGUGGAUUUGAGUUAUGAUUUAAUUUGCUAAUCCUUUUAUUUAUGAAAUGUUAGUAUUUUUUGUAUUUAAAUGUGAGUGAUCUUUGGUGUAAACAUUGACAGAAUAAACUGAUCAUUUCCAGUGA